ACUGUUUUGUUGAAAUUGGACACAAUUCAAGUCAAACAAGGAAUAAUUGUGCAAAGAAGCAGCAGCAGCAUUUCAGCUCAGACUGCAACAGGACACUCAGCAACUGCUACACUCGGUUCAGCAGAGUCAAACAUGAGAUGUCUAGUGUUUCUGCUCUUGGUGGCUUUGGCCAGCGCUAAGGUCUACGAGCGCUGUGAAUGGGCCCGAGUGCUGAAGGAUCAUGGGAUGGACAACUACUAUGGCAACAGCCUGGCUGACUGGGUUUGUCUCAGCAAGUGGGAGUCUAGUUACACCACCACCGCAACCAACCACAACACCGAUGGAUCCACGGACUAUGGCAUCUUUCAGAUAAACAGCCGCUGGUGGUGUGAAGACGGCCGAACCCCCAGCUCCAAGAACGCCUGCAACAUCAAUUGCAGAGAUCUUCUGACCAAUGAUGUCGGUGUGGCGAUCAAUUGUGCCAAGCGCGUUGUUAGGGACCCGAAUGGCAUCAGAGCGUGGGUGGCCUGGCGCAGCCACUGCGAGAACCGUGACCUGAGCGGCUACGUGGCAGGAUGUGGGCUCUAACUUACAUGAGAGACCAGGAUGCUGUCAUCAACAUAAAACAUGUUUUAAGAACAAGUGUCAUUUUGAACAACAAUGAGAUAUUUGAGGACAAACAUUUCAAUGAUCUUGCAAAAUAAAACAAAUAAAUGAACUGAA
This is a messenger RNA of Eleginops maclovinus (Patagonian blennie), 702 nucleotides long. RefSeq names its product lysozyme (gene lyz). The record is from RefSeq and is a predicted model, not a curated record. Gene Ontology annotation, molecular function: lysozyme activity. Lineage: Eukaryota; Metazoa; Chordata; Actinopteri; Perciformes; Eleginopidae. The coding region runs from base 133 to 567 and encodes 144 amino acids. The transcript is spliced from 4 exons.